Messenger RNA from Poecilia reticulata (guppy), 1531 nucleotides. The record is from RefSeq and is a predicted model, not a curated record. Lineage: Eukaryota; Metazoa; Chordata; Actinopteri; Cyprinodontiformes; Poeciliidae.
CUGCUGCCGAGUUUAAAUCCGUGUGCCCUGGGCCCCGGCGAACAUGUCUUUCGUGGACACCCUGCGGCAGUGGGACGAGGCUGUGACCUGCGCCGACAGACAGGACUGGCAGGAAGCCCUCAGCAUCUUCCUGUCCAUCCAGGAACCCAACUCCAAAAUUUGUUUUGACAUCGGCUGCCUCCACCUUCUCAACCAAGACCUGGACGCUGCUGAAAAGGCGUUUGACUCCAGCAUUCGUAAGGAUGAGCAUUUGGCAGUCGCCUUCUUUCAAAGAGGAAUCACCUUUUACAAACAGAAGAGGUAUGAGGAGAGCUCAGCAGAUUUCCAGAGAGCUUUUAAAACUCUCCGAAACAAUCAGCUGAUCGAUUACAAGGCACUCGGUCUCAGAUACAUCCUAUAUGCAUGUGAGGUUCUCCACAAUAUAGCUCUGGCUGAGGCUCAGCUGGGCAACUGGGAAAACGCCCAGAAAAACCUGGCAAAGGCCCUCGACUAUAAGACAGAGGCCAAGCUCAGCGUCAUCGACAAAGCUCUGCAGGCAACUCUGAAACGGAAGCUUUUCAAACUAGUCGAGUUCCCUUCAAAGACUCUGUUCAAACCAAACAAGCACUACGUAGCAGAGCUGGAGAAGAAGGACUAUCUGGGCAAAGCAAAGGUCGUUGCCUCCGUCGUUCCACAAGAUGAGUUCUCUGGAUUUGCCCCGCUGCAGCCGCAGGUGGAAGAUGGUCCAGCUGCUCCAAAAGAACCCGAGGUCCUGAGAGCGUUGGAAGGGGAGGCGCACACCGUGCUGUUUGAGUUUGUUCCAGAGACCAGCGAUGAGUUGGCUGUAGUGCCGGGCAACAUCGUAUUUGUGUUGCAGAAAGGGGCCGAUAACUGGGCCUAUGUGGUCUUCAAUGAACGGAAGGGACUCGUUCCGUACAACUAUCUGGAGCCAACCCUGGAUAUCUCCCUGGGUUCUAAAAAAAUCAAGCAGGGUGUGGCUCGACUUCACAGUCGAGAUCCUCCGAGAAUACCAGAGAGGAUUCAAGGUCUUAGUCCUGGCAGCACUCAACAGCAGCCAGAGGACAAUUCUUGUUUUGUCAAAAUCCGCUUCACCUUCAACUUUGCUGUCUUGGUGUCGUCUGGGUCUUCUUACGUGGUUCUGAUAGAGAAAAUCAGUAAGAAGCUGAACCUCAACUCUACUGCGAUCACCUUGAGCUCGGAUUCUCGAGGGAAAAAUCUCAUUGACAAUAACACUGAGAUGGAAGAUGUGUGGAGUCGUGCUCAGGGUGGGCGCAUCACCUUGUGGUGUACUACCAAAGAGCAAAGUGAUGGAAAGCUACAGAAGGAGGUUUACUUGGUGGCGCUUCAUUCCUACGAGUCUUCAAACCCAGAAGAUCUGAGCUUCCAGGAAGGAGAUAAAAUCAAAUUGCUCUCCAAAGUAAACCAGGAUUGGUUGGAAGGGCAAUGUAAUGGGAACACUGGUAUAUUUCCUGCAUCAUUUGCAGAAGAAGUUCCUGUGCAUGGACAAUAACUUUAUGCAAAUUUAUUAUAA